AUGCGCCCUUUCUUCAGUAGCAAUGUGCGACGGCAAGACGACGUUGUUACAGAUCCCGAUAUCUCGGACGCGUGUUACGAUUCCUGUAAUAAUGCCGCUUACGAAGCCCAAAAACACGGCAAAGAUCCUGCUCUCUGCGACCAAGAUUCGACCUUUGGUACUUUUUUGAAUGAAUGCACAGACUGCGUUAAAGAGACCACGAAAUCUGGAAAUGCGUCCGACGACUUAAUCCCGGCUGGUUUCGACCAAUUCAUUGAUUACUGCGCAUCCCAGGGAAAUGGCACAGAUCAAAUCGAUGCAGUAGCGGUCAACACUUUGCUUGCAUCCUAUUCAUCAUUAGUGGCCAGCCAGUCUGCUCUUGAGGACGCGCUUUCGUCGAGAGGUUAUAAUCUUUCCACAACUACGGAUACGCCUACGACCACGACACGGGAGACCAGACCCACGCUUACGGCCUCACAAACUGCCGUAAGCGGUACGGAUGGAUCGGAUGCGGAUUCCCCGAACACAAAAGUCAUUGUUCCUGCUGUUGUCGUCCCUGUGGUCUGCCUUAUAGCCGCCGCAGCCGUUAUUUGGGCAUUGAUUCGUCGACGGCGGAGACGGCAGAUGCUGCAGAAUAAUGGAGAUACAGAUGGAUUUGACGGCAAAGCACAGCUCCACGCUGACGAGUUCAGGCCUGAACUUGAGGCUGUCACUAUAGCAAAAGAGAAAUCAACUGAUCCGGAUGAGAACAGUGUGGUGGCGGAAUUACCUGCGCGAGAGCCUGUUGGGAGUGAGAUGGAUGCUACGAACCAAACAGAAGAACGACGGGCAUCAAGUUGA
Messenger RNA from Aspergillus puulaauensis, 819 nucleotides. RefSeq lists its product as uncharacterized. NCBI's taxonomy places the organism in Eukaryota, Fungi, Ascomycota, Eurotiomycetes, Eurotiales, Aspergillaceae. The transcript is spliced from 2 exons. The record is from RefSeq and is a predicted model, not a curated record. The coding region runs from base 1 to 819 and encodes 272 amino acids.